Leguminivora glycinivorella is the source of this 4161-nucleotide messenger RNA. RefSeq names its product arf-GAP with Rho-GAP domain, ANK repeat and PH domain-containing protein 2 (gene RhoGAP15B). Bases 323 to 3643 code for a protein of 1106 amino acids. The transcript has 12 exons. Gene Ontology annotation, biological process: signal transduction. The record is from RefSeq and is a predicted model, not a curated record. NCBI's taxonomy places the organism in Eukaryota, Metazoa, Arthropoda, Insecta, Lepidoptera, Tortricidae.
CGCUCUGCGUCUGCGCUUAGCGCUACGCUACGCGGUUCUCCAGAGUUACUCAACGUCGAAUUGUUGGAAGUUUUUAAAAAAUAUACUUUUGCUUUUGAUUAAUUUUAGCGUCUUUUCAGUGAUCAUAAUCUAGUUAUUUACACGACCGAUACAUAUCUUUGUAUUAUUGUAAAGAGUGGACGACAUAAUUGGGUCAACAUAAUAAAGAAGUGGUUUGUUUAGCCCUGUGAGUCACUCGUCACAUUGUUUAUGAAACUUGUAUAAUGGCUUAGCAAUGUUAUCGUCGUCUAAAUAGUUGUUCAGUGAUAGUGUACCGAUCCCGAUGGAUUCGCCACCGGUUCCGAAGCCGAGAAGUGCAUUUCUGCCACAAAAUGAUCCGCUUAAGCGACCAGUUCCAUUGCCGAGAACCAAAAUCAGUACGAACGAUAGAGUUUCAGCCUCGGACAUAUUCAGGUCCAUAAGUUCAGUGUCUAAACAGAUAUCCGAGGACGUGGCGUUGAAAGUGAGCAGCUCGGCCAGGUCGGCCAACGAGAAGAUAGAGAAAUCCAUUCAGGAUGGGUCCAAGUUCGCCAAAGGUACGUUGGAGAAGACCCUCACAACGUCGCGGGCGGUGCGAGACUCCGUCACCAAGUCCGUCAUAGAAGGCACGAGGAAUGCAGGUAUGAAACUGAGAAAAGUUAAAAAGACUGACUCUCUGGAGGAAACAGAGGACCAGCGCUGUGUCUCCAUGCCAGUAGUGGAUGUCAGUCUCUUUGACAACAUACAGUUCCAUUCACCACUCUUAGAACAGAAGAGGUAUAAAGCGGAAAACGAAACUGGCCAAGAAUUGCCAUCACUCAACCUGAAUGCAUCCCAUUUUGAUGAUCUCUCAUUAUUUUCUACAAAUUCAGACUCCAACACGGACACUGUCAGUAAUUUUUCAUAUGACAGCAGAGAAUCCGACCAAAACAACUAUACCAAUUUAGAACACGAGCAGUUAACGUAUGACACACCAAAACCUUCAAGAGCAAACAGCAUUGUAAGCAUAAAAUCAGCACCGGAAGUACCAGAAAGACGGAAGAAAAGAGAGAGCAUGGGGGUCAUGAGACAAAACUCAAUGUAUGAAAACUGGACACUGCCGCAUAGUACCAUAAGCACCAAGACAAGUACAAAUUGUAACAAAGCUCAGAGACCCAGCAAAAGUACAAUUUAUGAGUUUGAUCCAUUAAAUACAAGUAAACCGGCACCAAAGUAUGAUGGAGUAAGCAAUGAGCUAAUAUUAUUGGAAUCAUUCUUAAUAGGAGAUACUUAUGGUACUAUAGUUACUUCAGACAACUCAGAUGAGACGUUUGACUUCCGGGACAGUGAAUAUUACAAUCCUCCUACACCCCCGGAGAGGUCAGAUAGCCUGUUUCCUGAGAAUGAGACGAAAGAUGAAAAAGUAGUAACGGUAGACAAGGACAACAAUUCCAACUGGUUUGUUAACGAUGCAGACACAUUACCAAAAGCUGGAGACAGAUCGACCAGCACACAUUCCGUUAUGCAGAAGUUCUCAAGCAUGUUAAAAUUGGACAAUGUGUUGAACAAAAGUUCUAAAGUGGUUGUUCCUAAAGUGGAUACGAUAGAGAGACCGCCAGUAAAUGGCCUUCCGGUGCAAUUCUUCAGUGGUACAUUGACUAAGGUGGUGUCUGGUGGUGUUGAGGAUUUGUUCAAGAACACGCAGAGUAGGUUUUGUGUGUUGUCGGAGCAGAAGUUGUUGUGUUAUACGGACCCUACCAACUCAGUUUUGAAGGAGUCUUACCCAUUGGAUACUAUCAACUCCUUGCAAGUUGUGUUGCCUCUGUCAUCAAGCACAACAAGCAACUCGUACCUUCUCGAGCUGUCAGUGAGCAACGGAUCGCGUUCUUCUAGAAAAGUCCUCUUCAGCUGCACCAGCGCGUCGGAGAGAAGAAACUGGGCGCAGAAGAUAGCUGUACAUCUCGCUAGCGAGUUUCAGACUAAGCAUACGGCCGAAUUCACUAGGUGCGGGUGGUGUUAUUUGAAGGAAGGCGUGAGUGGCGAAUGGAAAGGCGCGUGGGUGAUGCUCAUACGUCGGGUUCUCGUCUACUACACCAGCAGAGAGAGUGGACUUUGCAGCGUCGACCUCAGGAAGACUAGAUGCGUCGUGACGCAAGAUGCAGAUGAGGAGACAAAGCAAGCGAUGCCUACAGACGGCAGCGGCAACCUUCUCAUGGACUGCCCUCACGCUACCAUCUACCUGCGCUUCCCGACUGAGAGAGACCUCAAGGGUUGGCGAUACAUGGUGAAGUUAGCCGCGCACAACAACGGAGCACAGAUACACCACCAGCAGUUGACUAAGGAAGAUGUGCCGGCCAUUGUUGACAAGUGCAUCAGCUUCAUAUAUGCACAUGGCAGCCUCUCAGAGGGCAUAUACCGUCGCGCCGGCAGCAACGUGGUCCUCUCGGAGCUGCUGGCGCGGUUCCGGCGCGACGCGUGGGCGGUGCAGCUGAGCCCGGGCACGCACUCGGAGCACGACGUGGCCGGCGUGCUCAAGCGCUUCUUCCGAGACCUGCCCGAGCCGCUCGUGUCGCAGCCCAAGCGCGAGGCCGUGCUGGCCGCGCUAGACCAAGACGACCCAGCGGCGCGCAACACCAUCUACCGGCGAGUGAUGUCAUCGCUGCCCCUCGUCGCGCGAAACACGGCGCGGAAGCUGUUCGCUCACCUGCACUUCCUGCACAGCAUGGCGCACGCCAACAAGAUGAGCGCGGAGAACCUCGCGUCCGUGUGGGCGCCGACGCUGAUGCCGGCCGCGCUGACCAGCAACACUCUCAACACAUCCUGGUACUCCAAAGAGGUGUACGUGGUCCGCGACCUAAUAGCCAACUACGAGGCCGUAUGGGAGCCGACCGAGGCCGAAAAACGCCGAGAAGGGGCCGUCAGAAGAGUUCUAAUGAGAGUGCUUAGUAACAGGGCACCUGCCGCACCAAAAGCUGCAGGAGAUCUGAAGGCGUGGGUCUAUGUUAAGGAUCGGACGACGUGCUAUCAAGUCUCGCUGACCCCAAGCACGACCAGCGCCGACAUCUGCGUCCAGCUCUCCUCCAAGGCCAACAUGGAGUCCCACCUCCUCAUGCUAGAGGAAGUAAUAUGCGGAGAAUCCAUGAAGAGAGUGGUGCACAUUGAUGAGGUGGUACUAGAUGUGGUGCUGCGCUGGGGGUACUGGGAUGAGGACGACAGGAAGGACAACUACCUGCUCGUCAGGGAAAAUAAGCUUCUCCACGAGAUGGAAGCGCUCAGGAACACGGGACUGGUGUGCGCCGAGCUGCGCUUCGCCAGCGAGACCAUGAAGACCUUCAAGCUGCACAUGUUCGAGUUCCAGAACGGCAAGCUGUGCUACUUCAAGGACAAACAGGGUUCGCACAAGAUCGACGAGUGGAACAUAAAGGACAUCCUGUGGUAUGUGGGGCACGAGCCGAAAAGGAACCCUCAGUCGCGCUGGGCCAUCACCUUCGUGCCGCGGAACAAGCAAAAAAGGAGCAAGGAUCGACCGUGGUUCGGGUGCACAAUCGCAGGCGCUGUUACCGAGGAACAACUCAAGUGGACAGCCGCUAUGACCUUCGCGGAACACACAGACAUACUGCCGUCGCCUCGUCUUGUCAUCACGUAACAUUCACACACACUCACACACACAUCUGUACAGUAUCAACAACACAAAUUGCAAGCUGCGAUGUCGUUUCCCGAGCAAAAGAGACAUACAUACAGCUGUCUUUUCGUCUUUUUAUCACAUAACAAAUACAGACACACAUCUGUACAUCCACGAGCUCGAGACUGAGCACACAGACAAACCGCCGUCUCCUCGACUUGUCAUUAUUUCAUUUCAUGCAUCUAUACAGUGUGUUAUCACCACCCGGGCAUUUAUUAAAACCAGUAAUAAUACAGUCAAUUAGCAAUCGUUUGCGCAUAUCAGCAAAUCAUAGUUGUUUAAAUUAACUGAAAAAUUAAUUUUCCGAAAUCCCAACAUUCAAUGUAAUGCGUGCACUUCUUAAUUGUCAUUACUGACAUCGCUCAUACCAAAGAGGAUCGAGUAUUAUAGAGAGUUACUGUCGAAGUAAAAUGUGUAAUCACAGUGCAUAGACUGCCAUCUCUCGGCACAAUCUUUUUUAAUCUCAGUUUUGACAAUUUGGC